Strongylocentrotus purpuratus (purple sea urchin) is the source of this 1302-nucleotide messenger RNA. RefSeq lists its product as uncharacterized. The record is from RefSeq and is a predicted model, not a curated record. The transcript has 5 exons. NCBI's taxonomy places the organism in Eukaryota, Metazoa, Echinodermata, Echinoidea, Camarodonta, Strongylocentrotidae. Bases 1 to 717 code for a protein of 238 amino acids.
AUGAGAGAUGGGGAUGAACCAGAUUCACAGCCUUUGGAUUCCUUCUCGCAAACCUUUGACAGACUAGUCCAGCAGGAUUCUUUGGUCCUAACCGUUGAUGAUGUGGUCCUAGAACCGAACAAGAGUUCUGUCUAUCUGUGGGCUAAUAUGAAGUGUCCACCAGGGUUGUUGACUGCAGAUCAGUUUGGAUAUUGUGUGCCCUGUGGACCAGGAACAUAUUACUCCUUUCUACCAGACGACAUUGAGCAUGAGUGCAACCCCUGUCCGCUAAACACAUAUCAAGAAGACUCUGGACAGACCGAUUGCAUCCCUUGCCCGAAUGAUACCGUGACAGCGGAGCCCUUCUCAACCAAUAUCUCAGAUUGUUUUGCUUCAGAAGCUAUUCUACCAGUUACAUCAGAACCAGGUUUAGAGGAGAGAACCAAGAUCAUUAUCUCUGUGACAAGUGUCAUAGCAGGACUUCUAGUGAUUGCAGUUGCCAUAGCCUGGUACUUCAUGUGGUACAGACCAAGGGCCAAGGUUUCUGGCAUCGCAAAAGGCGAUGCUAACUCUCAAGCACAUGAUUCGUAUGCUCUACAACGGCGUGGAGAGGCUUCUGUUGAUCAACCCUUUAAGGAUUCGAACCGUGUUGAUGCUCAGUCAUCAUCAGCACUUCCUCCCUACCGUAUACCCCGUCCGAAGAUAGCUUUUAAUGUCAACAAGCCCCUGGAACAGUAAAACCCUGAUACAGACCUCAUGCAGUGACCCAGGGGCGUCUGCAGAUGUUGAAGCCUUUUUAUCGAUGGCGACACCAUUGCAUUCGCCUUUACCACCACCACCACCCUCACGACCAUCAUCACUUCCACCAUCGCCACCUCCAAUAAUUUUCACCACUAACAUAAUCACCACGGACCGCCACCAUUAUGGUUCUGAGAGCAUGGCGGGUGGUGUCACCGGGACCGAUGCAUUUCAAACUGCAGAGGUCUUACAAUGAUACAAAUGAAGAUGAUGGCGUUUUGCCCCCUCUGUUCUUUGAUCCAAGCGUACUUCAUAAGGUAGAUGUUUGACGUAGUUCCUGUUAAUACUCAGAUCAGAAGGAAUACAUGCCUUCUCUGUUGAAUUUCAUAGUUUUUAAUUUAUAAUUCGAAUUCAUUUUCAAACAAAUAAUAGGUGUGAUACCUUUCAAAAUCUUCAAAACUUAAUUAUGUUAUCUUAAAAAUACUAUGUCUCUUUUGCAGCCAACAUAAAAAUUAUACUUUGCAGGAAUUAUGAAUAUGUAAUGUAUGUCCUAGUAUGAAAUUUGAACGUCAGCAGUGUCCUAGU